UUUAGUAAAUAAACAUAUCUUUGUGUGUUGACUGUAAAAACAUUCUUCAGCUUUGACUUGUUCGGGUGUUUGUUUCUACAUAUCAUUUUAUAGUUUUCAAAAAGUAAUGGAAUCAAAACAAGUGAUAUCUCUUCCUAUACAACAGAGAACCCCGGCAGCUAAAGGUGGCGGUCCGAAUAGCAAACAAAAUGCUACUCCAGAAGCCGGUGGUCGUUUAAAAGGCGUGCAAGUGGUAAAGCCCAUUGUUUAUGGAAAUGUUGCUUGGUAUCUUGGUAGCAAGCGAGAUGAAGAUGGUCAUACGCAUCAGUGGAAUGUGUACUUGAAACCAUACGAUAAUGAAGAUAUGUCCGUUUAUGUUAAACGUGUUCAUUUCAAAUUGCAUGAAAGUUACGCCGAUCCAAAUCGAGUCUGUCAUGCUCCUCCUUACGGAGUAACUGAGACUGGUUGGGGUGAAUUCGAAAUUGUUAUUAAGAUAUUUUUUCAAGAUAGCAAUGAAAGACCUGUUACCAUUUAUCAUUUUCUAAAGCUAUUUGAUCGUGAAAAAGACGGUAAUGUCAAAAUGGGAACUGCUCCUGUUAAUUCUGAAUUCUACGACGAACUGGUAUUCAUGGAUCCGACUGCCAAGAUGUACCGACUUUUAACUCAUCCUAAAUUGAACACCCCCGCACCACCCAGCCAUAAAACUGAUUAUGAGGAGAAAAAAAUUCGCGAUCUCCAGAAAAUUCUUAACGCAAAAAAGAAAGUGAAACAAGAAAUUGCAGAACUGAAAGCUGCACUUGCAUCCGCGAAAGAAAACAUAUUGAAAUUAAAAUCUCAAGUUUCAGGAUAAUUUGAAUGUUGAAUAGUUUUCUGUCAUAUACCAAUCAUAACAUUUCAUACUUAGUACAACCCUUCCUUCUUUUGAGCGAUUUCAACACAUCUGUAUAAAUAAAACUUGUUUUUAUUUUA
This is a messenger RNA of Argiope bruennichi, 948 nucleotides long. It is a transcript of the gene Gas41, whose product is annotated as YEATS domain-containing protein 4-like. Gene Ontology annotation, biological process: regulation of DNA-templated transcription. Bases 107 to 829 code for a protein of 240 amino acids. NCBI's taxonomy places the organism in Eukaryota, Metazoa, Arthropoda, Arachnida, Araneae, Araneidae. The record is from RefSeq and is a predicted model, not a curated record. The transcript has a single exon.